Anopheles cruzii is the source of this 2064-nucleotide messenger RNA. Its product is annotated as putative fatty acyl-CoA reductase CG5065. NCBI's taxonomy places the organism in Eukaryota, Metazoa, Arthropoda, Insecta, Diptera, Culicidae. Gene Ontology annotation, cellular component: peroxisome. Bases 141 to 1661 code for a protein of 506 amino acids. The transcript has 10 exons. Gene Ontology annotation, molecular function: alcohol-forming very long-chain fatty acyl-CoA reductase (NADP+) activity. Gene Ontology annotation, biological process: long-chain fatty-acyl-CoA metabolic process. The record is from RefSeq and is a predicted model, not a curated record.
UUCGACGCUGAGCGGUUCGGCUUUUUCGGUGGUGAACGGUGGCUUAACGGUGCUUAGAUUGCGUUGCGUGAGCGAGUACUGCAGCGGGCCCCGAGAACGUCUCUCCGGUUGAGCGUACCGUGAAAACCAGAAGCCACGACAUGGACGUCGACAUGAACGACGGAAAGGAUCGCAUUGCGCCGAUGUUCAAGGGUCGGCACGUGCUGAUCACGGGCGGCACGGGAUUCCUGGGCAAGGCGUUAAUCGAGAAGUUGCUCCGAUGCUGCCCGGAGAUCGGCCAGAUCUACUUGCUGGUCCGGGCGAAGAAGGGCAAAGCGCCCCGGCAACGCUUGGAGGACGUCUUCGCCAAUCCGCUAUUCGACACGGUCAAAGGCAUCCGCGGCCUGGAUGCGUUGCUGAGCCAGUGCACCGUGGUUGGGGGCGAUGUGACGGAACCGGACCUGGCCCUUUCGCCCGAAGACCGGAACCUGCUGACGGACAACAUAUCGAUCGUGUACCACUGCGCCGCCACGAUCCGCUUCGACGAGACGCUGAAGAAGGCGGUCAUGCUCAACACCCGCGGCACCAAGCUGAUGAUCGAUCUGGCGAAGCAAUGCAAACAGCUGGAAAUGUUCGGAUACGUGUCCACCUCGUACUGCCAUCUGAACGAGAAGCUGCUGCUCGAGAAACCGUACGCACCGCCGGCCGAUCCGCACAAGGUGAUCAAAGCGGUCGAAUGGCUCGAGGAAAGCGUCGUCGAUGGUAUGACCAAAAAAAUUUUGGGUGAUUGUCCCAACACCUACGCCUACACCAAAGCUCUGGCCGAAGCACUAGUGAUAGAGUCGAUGAGCGAGAUUCCGGCCGUCAUCUUCCGUCCCUCGAUCGUGAUCCCGACCUGGCGCGAACCGAUUCCCGGGUGGACGGACAACAUCAACGGCCCGGUGGGUCUGCUGAUCGGUGCCGGAAAGGGUGUGAUCCGUUCGAUGUACUGCAACUCGGACGGCUAUGGGGACUAUCUGCCCGUGGACUUUGCCGUCAGUGCGAUGUGCGUGUGCACCUGGAACUACGUUGGCCGAAAGGAUCAUGCUCGCAACAUCUACCAUCUGGUGAGCUCGGCAGAGAUUAAGGUCUCCUGGGAGGGCAUCAUCGAGCGCGGCAAGUGGAUCGUGUCGAACAAGAUCCCACUGAACGGUGUCCUGUGGUACCCGGGUGGGUCGAUGAAGCGCACACGAUGGGAGCACAAUCUGUCCGCGUUCUUCUUCCACUGGAUACCGGCGUUUCUGAUCGACUGCCUACUGUACUGCUUCGGAUACAAACCAAUACUGUGGAGAAUACAUCAGCGUAUCGCCAAGGGUUUUGAAGUGUUUGAGUACUACGCCAACAAUCAGUGGGACUUUGACAAUGCCACCAUCCUGUACCUGCGAACGAUCAUCAACGAGGAGGAGAAGGUUAAAUUCAAAAUCGAUGCCGGAGGUGUCGAGAUACAGGAGUACUUUGAAAACUGUAUACGAGCCGCCCGGUGGUACAUCCUGAAGGAGACGGACGACACGAUUCCGGCCGCUAGGCGCCACAUGAGAGUUAUGUGGUGGGUCGACAAGAUAUGCAAAACAAUAAUCUACGGUGGGCUCAUCUACUACAUCGGAAAGGCGCUCUACUCGCUACUGUUUGCGUCCGUGUUCUAAGCUCCGCCGGGCUGGAUGUACCUUACCUGACUAGAUCCUGAACCCCUUGACCGCGUGGCCCGCAGUUGGGGGCAGUUCGGUAUUAAUUAAGCGCAAUUAAUUCUUAGAUUCCAUCACGCCACUGCCGCUACUCACGGUGCGAUUCGGCGGUCAGUUUGUUGAUUGUUUUUCACUCUCUUCCGAUUGGUUCUGAUCUUUGGCCGGCAUCUAAAGAGACACCGUUUCCGACCAUCGUCCGAUGGAUUAGCCCAUUUGCCGUUCCGGUUUAAUUUUUGUUUUCGUUUACUUAGUGUCCGGGUGUAGUGCUGUAAGUGUUUAACUGUGGUUCACGUAUAGACUAAGAUGCCACCGCCGGACGCGGCGGCAACGAUUAUUAAUAAACCACUAAAUCAUUUGAUUUUUA